AUUUGUCAACAAUUCACUACUUGCUGAUUUUGGAAGAAAAAAAACAUCGAUGCAUAAGUAUGCAGGCCGAAACAUCGCAGUUACAUAUUGGAUCUGCAGGUGAAUUUGCUCGAUCUCUCGGCAGCAAGGAUCUUGGGACUCGUUGUGUUCAUGACUUUGGACUGUCAAACAGUUUGUGCAGGUGCUUUUAAGGUAACCCCAUCGAAGCCUACAGAGAAGGGCAGAUGCGGAGCAACUGACCAAUCAUGGGCUAGCUUUCAUUAGCAGGCUCCACCCACAUAUGUUACCAGUGCCCAGCAUUAACUGACCAAUCAAGGAUCAGAUUUCAUUAGCAAACAACUGACCAAUCGGAAGCAGUGGAUGCACAGCAUGGACUUUACGACAUUUCCUACAUCACCGAACCCAUGAAAGCGGAAGUGCACAGUGAUACUUCAACCAGCCCAAAAACCAGAAGGCGAGCCGGUCAUGAAUUAAACAUGACUCACGGACCCCAUGCAGCCCUCAAAACUUGGGCUUUGUCAAUCAAAUUGUUCAAAUCAACUCAUUGCAUUCCAGCCUACAUGUACACUUUUAUUUAAAUUGAAAAUAUCAAAAGUUAACCGCCCAGCAGAAGUUGAAUGCAGUUGUGUAAGGAAUUUGACUUCACCGAACCGGAACGGCUUUUCAUUUUUAUCAAUGUUCAGUACUUCUGUAUGCACAAAGCCUACAAUUGUACAUGUACAUUUACAUACAAAGCAUAUGUCUGUGACAUGGACUGCAGUGUGUGUUUGAUCAAGAACCUGUGUGAGAAAUACUGCUGGAGAAAAACCUGUUUCAAGCGCUAAACGUGAAUUUGCAGAAGCAGUCAUGUCUGCGGAUACACAUGUCGAAAUGGAGAUGGCCGACAGCGUUACUGGAACUUGGGAAUCAGACGACGUGAUUUUGCAGUCUGUGCAGGCCUUGACGGAACACAUGAAACUGCUUUCAGACGAAACCAAAUCGCUGGCCCGCGAGGGGUUCACCUUGCGAGGCGAACUGGAGCGCGUGGCCUCGCAGGUGGACAGCAAGGCGCAUAAUUUGGCCACGGGAAUGACCUCGUCUAACCAAGUGGGGCACUGCCGUCUGCAGGGUCAUAGGUCAUUAUGCAAAUCAGAUGGCGGGGGAGAAUGCGCGUGUGAUGUUCGCCACAGGGUGAAGCCUGUGGUGAUCGACCAGGCUUCCCAAGUUGAUUUGGAUGUGGAGAGAGUGUACUGGAAUGCUGGACCCCUCAAGAAAGUGGAGAACCGAACUUACGAGGCCCAGAAACUGUCUCAUUUGCCCACGCGACAGGCCGUCCACUUAGAGUUCAGUGAUAUCACCUACACUGUCAAGGAAGGCAGCAUGUGGUCCCGCAAAAGAGGGAACAAGACCAUUCUGAAGAGUCUGUCUGGUCGCUUUUCACCAGGGGAGCUGAUUGCGAUCAUGGGGCCCUCAGGGGCUGGCAAGAGCUCCUUCAUGAACGCCCUGGCAGGUUACAGAACACACUCCAUGAAGGGCACGCUCCUUGUCAAUGGUCAGGCACGGAAUCUCCGACAGUUUCGGAAGAUGUCGUGCUACAUCAUGCAGGACUGCAACCUCUUACCUCACCUCAGCGUCAUGGAGGCCAUGAUGGUCUCGGCCAACCUCAAGCUGCCCGAAAAGAUCGGCCGAGGUGCCAAGAAGAUUGUUAAUUGGGACAAAACCAGAGGAUUCAUUGUAAAGACAGAAAGGAGAAGUAAAAGAGAGCAGGUUGAAGAGAUUCUAAGCCUACUGGGUCUGAUGGAGUGUGCCCACACCAGGACCUCCAAGCUAUCAGGAGGACAGGUCAAGCGCCUCGCCAUUGCCUUGGAACUUGUCAAUAAUCCUCCGGUGCUCUUCUUUGAUGAACCAACAAGUGGCCUUGAUAGUUCCUCCAGUUUCCAAUGUCUGUCUCUCUUGAAGUCAUUGGCUCGAGGCGGCCGGACAGUCAUCUGCACGAUCCAUCAACCCAGCGCCAGGCUGUUUGAAAUGUUUGAUCAGCUCUAUGUGUUGGGUGAGGGACAGUGCAUCUACAGAGGGACAAUGCAAGGUCUGGUACCUUACCUAAAAAAUCAAGGCCUCAUUUGUCCACCGUACCACAAUCCUGCAGACUAUGUAAUUGAGAUAGCAUCCGGGGAGUACGGCAACCUCAUUGCCAACCUCUCUAAGCUCGUAGACGAAGGCAAAUGUGAGGAGUUCCUCAAGCUAGAGCCCUCCCCCCACAGCACCAGCACCAACAGCCUCAACAGCAACAACAGCCUGACGUACGCCCACUCCAACGGCGACGCCGCAUCGUUGGGUAUCUCCAUGGCAACAAAGAACGAAGGCAGCAUCACAAAUGGUCACAUGCCCUCCGGCGCACAAUCCAACAGGGUAACAACCAAAGCGGUCUUUAAGGAAGCCAAUGGUGUCACAAAACAUUCUGUUAUGUCAUGUGGUGACCUUGACCUUGACAGUGGACAUUUUGCCACCAGCUUCCUAACGCAGUUUAGUGUUCUCUUCAAGAGGGCGUUCCUGACGAUAGUCAGAGACCAGCUGCUGACACACAUACGCAUCAUCUCCCACAUUGCCUGCGGUCUCCUAAUCGGGCUGCUGUACCUGAACAUCGGGAAUGACGGCAGCAAGGCAUUCAACAACACGGGCUUUCUUUUCUUGUCCAUUCUGUUCUUGAUGUUUACUGCUCUGAUGCCUACGCUACUUUCAUUUCCUCUGGAGAUGGGUGUCUUUGUCCGAGAAAACCUCAACUACUGGUAUAGCAUCAAGGCUUACUAUUUAGCCAAGACCAUGGCAGAUAUGCCAUUUCAGUUUGUGUUACCAAUCUUCUACUGUACAAUAGUCUACUGGAUGACAGACCAACCUCCCGAGGCAGGGCGAUUUGUCCUCUUCAUUGCCAUGGCAACCAUGACAUCUCUAUGUGCGCAAUCAUUAGGGCUGCUUAUCGGGGCAGGGUCUACAUCCUUACAGGUUGCAGUCUUCGCUGGACCCAUCUCCAGCAUCCCCAUCCUGCUCUUCUCAGGGUACUUUGUCACCUUUGACACCAUCCCCUCCUACCUCCAGUGGAUCUCUUACAGCUCCUACGUCCGCUACAGCUUUGAGGGGAUGAUGCUGACCAUCUACGGUAUGGACCGUGGCGAGCUGGGCUGCCCAGUAAACACCACCUGCAUGUUCCACACCAGCCAGGAGGUCCUGGAAGCGUUAGACCUCGGCAAGGAUUCCAAAGUCUACUGGGAUUUCUUGAUCAUGUUUGGCUAUUUUCUUGUACUGAGAAUAUUCUGUUUUGUAGUGUUGAAAUUCAAGGUUAGACAACAUCUAGGUUGAUAAGGAAUUGUUAAGAUGACUAAUAAAGUACUUUUAACUACUGUCACAGUAUUUUGGGAGUAUAUUGUGUUACACAUGUACAUAUUUACAGAAACCUUCUGAACUUGGGGCCACUGCUGAUGGUUGUUUCUGUUAAAAAUAAAUGAGCUUACAUGCAUGUAGUAUCUGUUCAUGCCUUACACACAGGAACAAAAUGUGCUGAUGUCAGAUGCAAGGGGCAGGUCUAUGUGUACUGCACAUUAAUUUUUUCAAUUUCAACAUUGCGGAUGUUGAAAAACAUGCAUUAUAAAGGAUUUUUAUGGAUGUUUUAUGGAUGAUUUAUUGGAUGGUGAUUUACAUUGUCCUGAAAAUGUUCAAUUCUGUACUCUUGCUGAGUUGACAUGUGGACUACGUUAUUGUCUUGUCCCUACCCCACCAUCCACUCUGCCACGCCAUCAUAACCGGGUGUUUUAUCGACUGAGCCCGCCUAAUCCGCCGAUGAAGAGGGGAGAGGUCCGUCAACUGCAGGAGUCCACCGUACAGGUUCACUCAUGUAGUUUAGCUGACCAGCUGAUGUCAGGAUACCAGGUUGUGGCCGUACACAAGCAGUUCCGUGGAGCCAUAUAUGAGCUUGAAAGAACGGUUGGAACCAGAGGUUAGUGCCUCCAUAAACAUGGGUCGGCUGCCCAUUGCCAAAGGUACUAUCCAUGGUGACUGCUCUAUGUUCCGACACCCCUAUGUUCCGACAACCUAGAUUGUGUUACUCCCGGUUAGGGUUAGGGUUAGGGUUAGGAAUAGGAAUAUGUGCAGUCGGAACAUAGGGGUGUCGGAACAUAAAGGUGUAACCCUAUCCAUCUAGAACACUCCAACACCCCAGUACUCCUGUUAUAAUCCAUAAUUUGAUAUACUUCAUGAAAACCCCAAACGAUUGGGCCAUAUGAUUGUUAGUUGAUCACAUGACUGCGUUCAAACCAAAACUAUCUGUCUGACUUUAACAAUGUGUACUAUACCGAGUAUUCUGUGUGAUUUUUUAUAUCACAUUUCCCUAAUAGUAAUCAAAAUGUGCAGUAAUUAAAUGUAUUUAUGAUAUACAUGAUUUUCCUUUUUUGAACAUUUUUUUUUAUUCCACUCAAAUGCAUUUUGUUAAGUCUUUCAAUGUUCACUAACUUUUGCAAACCAGACCUGAUCAUGUGCUGAAUUGUGCAUCUGUUAAUGAAAGUUUAUAUUUACUUGUCAUUGUGUAUGUAUGCUUUAUAAUGCAUAUUUUACGAUUUGUGGAAUGCACUACCAAUGUAUAUGAGCAUUCAUGAUUUUUUUUUAUUGGCUUCAAUAUUUUACAAAUUAUAUUGCCUGCUGAAUAUGUAUUUUUAUUAAAAAAAAAAUGAAAAUAUAGAAUAGCUUUUAUUUUCAGAGUCUCUUUACAAAUUCUGAAAUAAUUUUAAAGAUUUUUUUAUGAAAUAAAUGCAUGUAAUUAAAAAAGUCUGUUAAUUAGACCUUAUAAUUAGAAAUACAUGUUAAAUAAAAAUGGCUGCUGUUGUAUCGUAUUGCACUUGCCUUUUUCAUCAUUAAAAAACUUACCACAAGA
Patiria miniata (bat star) is the source of this 4897-nucleotide messenger RNA. Its product is annotated as ATP-binding cassette sub-family G member 4-like. Gene Ontology annotation, molecular function: ATP hydrolysis activity; ABC-type transporter activity; ATP binding. The record is from RefSeq and is a predicted model, not a curated record. Lineage: Eukaryota; Metazoa; Echinodermata; Asteroidea; Valvatida; Asterinidae. The coding region runs from base 847 to 3333 and encodes 828 amino acids. Gene Ontology annotation, cellular component: plasma membrane. The transcript is spliced from 15 exons.